UGCGCUCACGCCUUGUGGUGUGACAGUGUCAGUAACUGGAGCGCUGGUCAGGCAGCCGCUCUGAAAGGACAGAGUUGUUCCAGUUGCUCUGCGUCCAAAACGCCUCAGGUCGGCAUUUGGAAGAGAAGCUGUGAAGCUGCGGUGCAGGAGCGCCUGUUAUUAUUAUUAUUUUUUUUUUGGUGGGCGCUUUCUGAGGUUAAACGUGGAUGUUUGUUGAUGGGGUCGCUGCUGCUGUGACUCCCCGUUUCAUCUUCACAUGGACUAAUUAUCAUUUUUAAAAAUUCACUCGAGGAAUAAUCUAAUCACUUCGCUCUCCAUGGUGCUUGAAGGCAGAGCGAUGGACCGGAUCGGGACCACCAUGCAGAAGAAGGCGGCCGAGCUGGAGCGGCUGGCCGAGGUGCUUGUCACCGGAGAGCAGCUGAGGCUGCGGCUCCAUGAGGGGAAGGUGAUCAAGGAUCGGAGGCACCACCUUCGAACUUACCCAAACUGCUUUGUCGCCAAGGAGCUCAUUGAUUGGCUAAUCGAACAUAAGGAAGCCUCAGACCGGGACACGGCCAUUAAGAUCAUGCAGAAACUUUUGGACCAGAGCAUUGUUCACCACGUGUGUGAUGAGCACCGGGAGUUCAAAGACAUGAAGCUCUUGUACCGCUUCAGAAAGGACGACGGCACAUUCCCAUUGGACAGCGAAGCCAAGGUCUUCAUGAGGGGACAGAGGCUUUAUGAAAAGCUGAUGAACACUGAGAACAACUUGAUACAAACCAGAGAAGAAGAAGGGAUGGCAUUUGAGCGCGCACUGGUCGCUUCAGAGUUCAUCGACUGGCUGCUGCAGGAGGCGGAGAUGCCCACCAGGGAGGAGGCCGAGCAGCUGGGACGGAGGCUGCUUGAACAUGGCAUCAUUCAGCAUGUCACCAACAAGCAUCAUUUUGUGGACGGGCCUCUCCUCUACCAGUUCCGGAUGAACUUCCGGCGACGGCGACGGCUGAUCGAGCUCCUCCACGAACGCGGCCGCGGCAUCCCCGAGAGCCACGACAGCCCCUUCUGCCUCCGCAAGCAGCAGUCGGACGGAGGCAACACCAGCUUCCUCUCAGUGAGUCCCACUAAGGAAAUCAAGGUGGCGGUUGGAGUUCGACGAAGCAGCAUGAGCAGCAGCUGCGGCAGCAGCGGCUAUUACAGCAGCAGUCCAACGCUCAGCAGCAGCCCGCCGGUCCUCUGCAACCCCAAAUCUGUUGUGAAAAGACAAGUGACCCCAGAGGAGCUUCUGACACCAGGAGGGCCUUUUAUAAAGAAGACUUUCACUAUUGUGGGUGAUGCUGUGGGCUGGGGCUUCGUGGUGCGAGGAAGCAAACCCUGUCACAUCCAGGCGGUGGAUCCUGGUGGACCGGCUGCUGCAGUUGGCAUGAAGGUGUGUCAGUUUGUGGUGUCUGUGAACGGCCUGAACGUCCUCUGCCACGACUACCGGACCGUCAGCAACCUGAUCCUGACCGGCCCCAGGACCAUCGUCAUGGAGGUGAUGGAGGAGGCGUUAGUCUGACGACGCCUACCAGGAACAAAGAUACUAACAUGUCAAGCUGAAGUGAGGAAAUAAAACAAGGACUUUGAACUUCUUCACCAGACAAACAUGGAUGACCUGCAGCAAAGCUCUCCUUCCGUCUGGUUUGAUCGAAGUCAGACGUCUGAUUUGGGUAAACGGCUCAUCUUGCUGGCCAUUCCUCUUUUUUUUUAUUUUUUUAUUUUUUUUUUUAUUUUGCCUUCAGAAGGGAAAGAGCACAAAUCCCAUCAACCACAAGUGUGUGGAAACAGAAUAAAAAGACCAAACUGUAUUCCUGGUUUGUGCUCAGACUGAAUCUGUUUGCUGAUUCUGAGAGUUUUAAAUGAAACAAGACUCGACGCAGCGCCUUCCAUCAGAAUGUGGACACAAGCAAUCAUAAGGGAAACAGGGUAGAUGCUAAAUAGGUUCCUACGUUUCAAGAAUAUGUUCCAUGACCUUUGCCCCAGACUUCUCCUGCUGUUCAACGCUGCCCUCUACUGAAGAGAACAGAAAGAUGCACAUUUUACUUGCUGUUUUAUCCUUUUUUAAAAAUUUUUUUUGCUUGUUUGUUUAAAGAAAAACAUAAUUUUAAAGGAUACAUUUGUUAAAUGUAUACGUGUUUAAAAUUUGUGAGAAUGUUUUGGAAAAAUAUAUCAAAAUAGAAAAGUACUGAUUGCAUUACUAGAAGAAAACAAACAAUAAAAAAAAAGCAAGACCAAAAGGUCAUUUUUUUUUUAAAAGGCCACUGUCUGAGCAGUCACUACUCAUUAUUAUUUUAUUUUUUUUCCAAAAAUGAUUAGAUUUUUUUUUUUUUCAUCUUUUAAUAACUGAUAAAGCUUUUCAGUUGUUGAUUAAAGACAAUUGAAAUUUAAAUCAAUAAUCACACUGGGGAAGAAUACUUGGUGUUAUUCUUGCAAAAAUUGGAUUAUAAUGUGACUUUUGCAAGUUAAACCAAGCUGCACAUUUUCAGUUACUAUUUCAACUACAUAUCUAAUGAUUGACUCAUAGUAUUAUGCACAACCUCAAAAUGCCCACCGCGAUGACUGUAAUGUCAUUUUGAAUUGUACCAAAACUAGUGAGACUUUAUCUUUGCUAUAUAGUUCCAGUUUCAGCUUUUGUCUUAUUUAGCAAUUAAAUUUUCUCUAGGUUGUAAGAAGCACAAACAGGUUCCUUGGUAUUUUUUGGGAUCUACUUGAAAAGAAUUGAAUAGGGAAUCCUCUUUUGGGCUGUCAUGGCAUCAGAAGGUCAGACUCCACAACAUCAGCGUAUUAGUGGAUGCUUUUAGACCGUGCCGAAAUGUAUUUAGAAAGCCUGCCAUCACUACAUAAUAUUUACUGAAUUAGAAGAAAACUGUAGUUAAGUGUUUCUCAUUGCUCAUGCAGUACAGCUAUAAUCUUUAGCAACACUUGUUUACAUGUUUGUCUGAGCUAAAACCACACUGCCUGUGUCAAUAGAUAGACUUGAUUCAGACUUUAAAGAACAUUGCAACUAAAUACUUCAGAUAAGACAGAUUUUUAUGCCUCUAAUGUCACUAAGCUGUGCAAUUAUUGUGUCAAUUACCUUCUGAUGUGUUUGUUUAGCUGUUUGCUGUUUAGAUUUUGUUUUGGCAGGAUGCUGUAAAUAUGUUCAUAUGUAGCUUUAUCUUUUAAUCCAAAGCUCUUUUUUAGGGUUACAGAACUGAUUGGUCAGACAACCCAGAACUCGUUUCAAUGUUUGAUUUUCUUGAACACGAAGAACUAAUGAUGCAUCUCUAUGGCUUUGGUGAGGAAACCGAUGCACAUCAUGUCUUUCUCUUAAAGCAGGGGGGGAAAUCAUGACCGAGCCUCAUUCUUCUGUUGGGAGAGAUAGCAUCAGUCUGUCUCAUUUGAGAUCUAAUCUGCCACAGUUUGAUUUAAGCAUCUUUCAUGUGUUUGCAGUGCUAAUCUAAAAUGAUCUGGCGAAAGGUUCUUGAAAAUAAUGCCGAUAAUGGACCAGGUUUGUCUGAUCACAGUUUGUUUGCAAAGGGGAUGAAAGGUGAGGCUGCGUUUUCAGGAAGCAGAAAUUUGCAGAGCUUUAACAUGUAAUAAUAAUUUUAGGGGGAAUUGUGGUGUUGAGUUGACCUACAGCAGGUUCCCUGGCUUUUUAUCUAGAAAUGUUUGCCUUAAGACCUUUUUUAGCUGCUAAUUAUGGUUGGUUAUCACCCGAUUUCUCAACUUAAUGCAUUAAAACUUCCACUGACAAUCAGUGGCCAAUUUCACACAGCGGUUAAACAGGAAGUAACCAAAAAACACAAUGAUGAUGAUGCCAAUGUUCCUCUUCCACAGUUUGUGAAAUUAAAAUGUCAACAUUCAUUGCAUUCUGGGGAAUUUUAUGAUACAUUUUGACAAUUAUAUGUGUGUGGCCUCAGAUUCCUAAUCCAAAUUAGCGACAGCAAUGACAACAGUGUGUGAGUUUUGACUCUCAUCUUGACCUACAGAUAAACAAAUACAAAACCUGUCCUAACCCUGCUGUGUGGAAAAGGCUAGUUUUUCUUUUCUUUUUCAUAAAAGCAGCCUGAUUGAAUGUAACUUGAUGUCUAUAUUGUCUUCAUUAGUUACAGUUUUAUAGAAAUGUCUACUCACUAAAGGGACACUUGACACAGGAUAUACUUGUUUGUUCUUUGUUUCCAGAGGUUCAAUGUUUUAAGACGAUAUAAGCUUAGCGCCUGUUUCAUUACAACGUUUUAAUGUACAGAAAGGUUAAUAAAAACCUUGUUACUGG
Molecule: messenger RNA, 4267 nt
Organism: Poeciliopsis prolifica (blackstripe livebearer)
Lineage: Eukaryota; Metazoa; Chordata; Actinopteri; Cyprinodontiformes; Poeciliidae
Gene: deptor
Product: DEP domain containing MTOR-interacting protein
Exons: 10
Coding region: 317-1531 (404 amino acids)
Biological process (GO): negative regulation of TOR signaling; intracellular signal transduction
Molecular function (GO): protein binding
Source: RefSeq, a predicted model, not a curated record